AAAAAAUUCUCAAAUUUUAAUGUUAAUAUUUUGAAUUUGAGCACCACUUCCUGCUUUCCUCUCUCUCUUUUUUUUCGUUCGGCCUUUGGUUUUGGGGAUCGCCAUCCCCAGGAGCUUCUCCUUCGUCAACAAAAAGGUUUUGCUUUACAAAUUUGAGCUAAAUUAUGGGUAUUGUAUAGAAGGUCGUUGCGUUACGGUUUGUUUGCAUAAUUUCAGCGUUGUCUUGGAAGCAAAAGCCCAGGGAAUGCUGGAAGAUGUGCCUAAGUGCGGACUCUGCCUCACAACUCCAUGAGGUUGUGUCUAUAAUCGAACUGCCCUUCUUGAUUCUUGCUGGUGGGGAACCCGUAAUUCAUAGCUGGUUUGUUCUCGGUUCCCAGAAGCAAGUUGGGCCUCUUAUUAUGCACGCAGCACCGGUUGUGUUAAUGCAUGACCAUUGUGAAGAUGGUUGAGCUUCUGGUGGUAUUAUAAACUCCUGCUCUGUAGAUUGUGGAUCAUACGCAGGAGGAAGUAGUGUAUUUAUUGUUUAUUAGGUUUAGAUCGGGAUGGAGAAUAAAUCGCAUGUGCUGAUGCAAAGAUAUGAGCUAGGGAGAUUGCUGGGUCAAGGCACAUUUGCCAGGGUUUACUAUGCAAGGAGCUUGAUAACUAAUCAGGGUGUGGCCAUUAAGGUUAUUGACAAAGAAAAGAUUAUGAAGGUCGGGCUGAUGGAUCAGAUCAAGCGAGAAAUCUCUGUUAUGAGACUGGUUAGACACCCUAAUAUUAUACACCUCUACGAGGUCAUGGCAACCAAAACUAAGAUAUACUUUAUCAUUGAAUAUGCUAAAGGUGGUGAGCUGUUUAACAAGGUCGCUAAAGGAAAGCUGAAGGAGGAAGUUGCAAGGAAAUAUUUUGCGCAGUUAAUCAAUGCUCUUGAUUUCUGUCAUAGUAGGGGUGUAUAUCAUCGGGAUAUAAAGCCAGAGAACUUGUUGCUCGAUGAGAAUGAUAAUUUGAAGAUCUCUGAUUUUGGGUUAAGUGCCCUCGCUGAAUGCAAGCACCAAGAUGGGCUACUCCAUACCACGUGUGGUACUCCUGCCUAUGUUGCUCCAGAAGUUAUUAACAGGAAAGGCUAUGAUGGUGUGAAAGCUGAUAUUUGGUCUUGUGGGGUUGUUUUGUAUGUAUUAUUGGCAGGCUAUCUACCAUUUCAUGAUUCAAAUUUGAUGGAGAUGUACCGGAAGAUUGGGAAGGCAGAAUUUAAAUGCCCAAAUUUUUUCUCACCAGAGGCACGUAGGCUACUGUGCAAGAUGUUUGAUCCAAAUCCCAAUACUAGGAUUUCCUUAGCCAAAGUUAGGGAAAGUCCUUGGUGCAGAAAGGGGCCAUACUCAAAAAAUAUGAAAUCUGAAAUGGGAAACAAGGAUGUGGCUCGUACGAGCGCAGAAGCUUCUACUUCCAGUGAGAAUAUUAUGGCUUCUGAGGAAAAGCAAGAACCAGGAAGACCUCCGAACUUGAAUGCUUUUGAUAUUAUCUCCCUUUCUGCUGGAUUUGAUCUGUCUGGCUUGUUUAAAAAAGAUCCUUUUUACAAAGAAGCAAGAUUCACUUCCAGACAACCUGCGAUGGUCAUCAUCUCCAAGUUAAAAGAAAUGGCUAAGCAACUGAAGCUGAAAGUGAAGAAGAAGGAUGACGGAUUGUUGAAAAUGGAUGGAUUAAAGGAAGGUAAAAAGGGGAUUUUGUCCAUAGAUACAGAGAUAUUUGAAAUCACUGCAACUUUCCAUCUUGUCGAGGUGAAGAAAUCAAGUGGGGAUACUUUGGAAUUCCAGAAGAUGUUGGACGACAUAAGACCUGCUCUCCGAGACAUAGUCUGGGUUUGGCAAGGUGAGGAAGAGCAACAGCUGCAGGAGGAGCAGCAACAACAACAACAAGAAAUCCAGCCACAUCCACAAGAAGAUCAACUGCCUCAGCAUCCGCCACAAUAGUAAAGUUACCAGCUUUCCCCAUGGUAUCAUAUUUUUGUUUGUACAUUUUACAGUCUGAUAAGUUUUCAACUUUGCAUGUUUGUCCUUGCAAGUGUCAUGACCGGCUUAAUAAACUUUGUUCCUCUUAUACGUACAUGAUUACAAUGAUAAUAUGAAAUCUCGAUUGUUGUUUUUGA
This is a messenger RNA of Malus domestica (apple), 2122 nucleotides long. Its product is annotated as CBL-interacting serine/threonine-protein kinase 10-like. Gene Ontology annotation, molecular function: ATP binding; protein serine/threonine kinase activity. Lineage: Eukaryota; Viridiplantae; Streptophyta; Magnoliopsida; Rosales; Rosaceae. Gene Ontology annotation, biological process: signal transduction; protein phosphorylation. The record is from RefSeq and is a predicted model, not a curated record.